Cotesia congregata is the source of this 3408-nucleotide messenger RNA. NCBI's taxonomy places the organism in Eukaryota, Metazoa, Arthropoda, Insecta, Hymenoptera, Braconidae. The record is from the annotation of a GenBank genome assembly.
GUCAUCCAUCAUUGGCAGAGUCAAAAUGUCAAAGUAUCCGGGGUCGAUGACAUGGUACUACUUCCUAAGAUCACCGAGGAUGCUAUCAUGGAUAAUUUACGCAAGAGAUAUAUGGAUGACUACAUAUACACUUGCAUCGGGCCUGUCUUGGUUUCUAUUAAUCCAUUUAAACAAAUGCCGUACUUUGGCGAGAAGGAAGUUCAAAUAUAUCAAGGAGCUGCCCCGUAUGAAAAUCCACCGCAUAUAUACGGGUUGGCAGAUGAAAUGUACCGCAACAUGUUGAUAGACGUCGAGAGUCAAUGCGUCAUCAUAAGUGGUGAGUCAGGCGCCGGCAAGACGGUAGCUGCUAAGUACAUAAUGGCUUAUGUAUCGAGGGUCAGCGGCGGCGGGGAUCGUGUACAGAGAAUUAAGGAUAUUAUCUUGGAAUCCAAUCCUCUGCUCGAGGCGUUUGGUAACGCCAAGACUAUUAGGAAUAACAAUAGUAGUCGAUUUGGAAAGUAUGUAGAGAUGCAAUUUGGAGAUGGUGGACAGCCUAUCGGCGGUAAAAUAUCAAACUUCCUGCUCGAAAAAUCACGGGUUGUCAAGCAUAAUGGCGGUGAGAGAAGCUUCCAUGUGUUUUAUCAACUGACAGCUGGAGCAAAUGAGCAGAUGAAAUCGGAAUUCGGCUUGAGAAACGAACUCGACGACUGUGAUUAUUUAAUGAAUUGGGACGGUAAUAUUUGCCGUAUGGGUGAUCGAGGAAGUAGCAGUGAUGCCAAAGAUUUUCAAGAAACUUUGAAAGCUUUGAGCGUUAUGGACAUCAAAGAGACCGAAGUAUCUAAUAUACUACGUCUGGUAGCCGGGAUUCUUCACAUAGGGACAAUUAAAUUCCGAGAAAACGGAAAUUACUCCCAAAUUGCAGAUCCAAGAGGCAAGAAAUUUAUACUGCAUAUUAAAACUAUUAAUAGUUUAAUGCUAAGAUUGCCGGCAUAUUUGUUGGGUAUAUCAGCAGAAAAAUUGUCCCAUAAAUUGAUAUCACGUGGAUUUGAGUCGAAAUGGGGCAGUCAGUCUGAGUCUGUAGAUGUAACUCUCAAUGUCGCUCAAGCACUUUAUACCCGCGAUGCUUUAGCCAAGGACAUAUACGCUCGACUCUUUGAUUAUCUAGUUAAACGAGUGAAUUCGGCAAUGAUGACAACUGGCGAUGCAUUUGAAAUAGCAAUCCUUGAUAUUUACGGAUUCGAAAUAUUCGAGACAAAUGGCUUUGAGCAAUUUUGUAUAAACUUUGUCAAUGAAAAGUUACAACAAAUAUUUAUCGAGCUGACCUUGAAAGCUGAGCAGGAGGAGUAUGUCGCAGAAAAUAUUAAAUGGACACCGAUAGAUUACUUUAAUAAUGCUGUUGUUGUUGAGCUACUGGAAGGUAAACGACCUCCCGGUAUUUUCCUAGUCCUUGACGACGUUUGCGCAACUCUUCAUGGUGGUAGUGAUGCUGCUGACGGGGAUUUACAAAAAAAAUUAUCCGUUGUUGCCAGUAGUCACGCUCAUUUCCACGCUAACGGCGAUGGUUUUGCAAUCUUGCACUACGCUGGCCAAGUUAUUUACUCAGUUGACGGAUUUUGUGACAAAAACCGGGAUGUUUUGUUUACUGACCUGAUAGAUCUCAUGCGUACCAGUACUAAUAGUUUGGUACAACUAUUGUAUCCACCGGAAGAGGAAUUAACUAUCAAUAGUAAGACUAAAACACUUAAAUCGAGACCAACUACAGCGGGCAGUAAAAUUCGCAAUCAAGCGAGUCGGCUGGUUGCUCAGUUGAUCAAGUGUACGCCUCACUACAUCCGGUGUAUUAAACCGAACGAGACUAAAAAACCACGUGAUUGGGAUGCGCUUAGAGUAAAACAUCAAGUUGAGUACUUGGGCUUGAAAGAAAAUAUACGUGUAAGAAGAGCUGGAUUUGCUUAUAGACGUCCGUUUGCUAAAUUUUUACACAGGUACGCUAUCCUUACGCCUCAAACUUGGCCAUACUGGAGAGGAGAUGAAAAACGUGGUAUCCAAUGGAUCAUGUCCAGCAUUCAGAUUGACGAGACACAGUACCAGCUUGGUAAAACAAAAGUUUUUGUUAAAGCUCCAGAAAGUUUAUUCAUGCUCGAGGAGGCUCGAGAUCGUAAGUACAAUUAUUACGCCCGUGUAAUUCAAAAAGCAUUUAAAAAAUAUUUUGCUCGUAAACGGCAAGAAGCUGAAAAGCAAGCGGCUACUGAUUUAUUGUACGGACACAAACAACGUAGACGCGCGAGUCUAGAAAGAAACUUUGUUGGAGAUUAUAUUGGUCUGGAUAGUAGACCAGGUAUUAAAAAUCUUCUGGGUCGUCGGGAUAAAAUAUUUUUCGCAGAAGUUGUUAAAAAAUAUGAUCGACGUUUCAAAAUGUGCCGUAGAGAUUUAGUACUUACUGGUAAUUGUUUGUAUUUAAUUGGCCGAGCAGAAAAAAGUAAAAAAGAUCCAGGAGCAAGAAGACAACGAUUGAGUGAGGAAGUCAUCAAGCGAAAGCUUACCUUUGAUCAAAUAAGUCACGUGUCACUAAGCACGCUGCAAGAUGAUUUUAUAAUAAUUCAUGCAAAAGAAGACUACGCUAGUUUAUUGCAGCUUAUGUUUAAAACGGAAUUUUUGUCUGCAUUUAGUAAAAAAUACUUUGAACAACUGGGUCACGCUUUGAACAUUAGAUUCAGCAAUAACUUAGAGUUUAAAGUUAAAAAGGAAGGAUGGGGUGGUGGAGGAACGCGACAAGUUAAAUUUUCAAUGACCGGUUACGGCGACGAAGAGACGUUAAAGAUAAACGGAAAAAUCCUGAAUGUUAUUAUCGGUCCCGGUAUGCCAUCAACAUCGAGACCAUCGCGUUUAUCUGGCACCAGAACAACUGGCACACGUUCAUUCAAUAAUAAUAAUAAUAAUAAUAAUAACAGUAAUAAGUCGAUUAAUCAAAGCAAUAGUAAUGCUUAUCGACCUACUGUUGGAGGAGUAACAUCGAGCAAUAUUUACGAUAACACCGAUACAAUAGGAAGUAGACCGCCCAUCCCAUCAUCAACUCCCCGUGCGUCACCAGCUGCUGCUGGUGCACCAGUUAAUACUCCCGUUAUUUCCUCGGGCUUACGACCCGCACUGCCUCCAAAUCGACCAAAUAUCCGGCCUGUGCCGCAACAUAAUCACAUUAACAACGGUAAAGUCCCCGCUCUAAACAAAUUACCACCUAGACCACCUCCAGUAUCACAUUUACCUAAAGUAAAAGCUCUCUAUGACUACCAGCCUCAAGAUUUGGAUGAACUAGGUCUCAAAGAAGGUGACAUUGUUGAGGUUUUGAUGGAACACGAAGGUGGUUGGUGGCACGGAAAAUUAAAAGGAAAAACUGGACUGUUUCCUUCAAAUUAUGUUGAAAAAAUAUAA